CGUAUAUAAGUUGGUGCGGGAUGUUGACGGGCACAGUUCUAAGAUGGCGAAGUUCGCAGUAGCUUGUGUGGUCCUCGGAGUCAUUGCGUGUGUUCAUGCAGCGCCGGGCUAUGGCGGCGGAGGUCAUAGUGGUGGAGGCGGAUUUGGCGGCGGCGGUGGUGGCGGCGGUGGUUUCGGCGGUGGCGGUGGAUUAGGCCACGGAGGAGGCAGUGGAGGCGGAUUCGGGGGUGGUGGUGGAUAUGGCGGCGGAAGUGGUGGUGGACUUGGCGGUGGUCAAGGCGGAAGCAGCGGUGGUGGACUUGGAGGUGGUCACGGCGGCAGCGGAGGACUUGGCAGCGGAGGUGGAGGUGGUGGCGGCCUUGGCGGUGGCAAUGGAGGAGGACAAGGCGGUGGCCACGGCGGAAAUGGUGGCGGAGGACUAGGUGGUGGCCACGGUGGUGGUGGUGGACUUGGAGGUGGCAGCGGCCUUGGCGGUGGCAACGGAGGCGGCGGUGGCAGUCACGGUGGACACGGUGGUGGUGGUGGACUUGGAGGUGGCAGCGGCCUUGGCGGUGGCAACGGAGGCGGCGGUGGCAGUCACGGUGGACACGGUGGUGGUGGACAUGGUGGUCAUGGUGGAGGCAGCCAAGGUGGAGGAUACAACAGUGCCAAUGCCAACGCCCAAGCCAGUGCUAGCGCCAGUAGCGGUGGUUACGGCGGCCACAAAGGUGGAUACGGACGCUAACCCGCUCAAGAAAGUCGAGAAUUAGAUAAAUUCAGAAGAAGAAACCUCAUUGUGAUAUAGAAAUUACACGAUUUCAUAAUAUUGUUAUUAAUAUUAUGUAAUAAAUACUUAAUACAUCGGUUUACCAAA
Messenger RNA from Vanessa tameamea, 853 nucleotides. Its product is annotated as ctenidin-1-like. The transcript has 3 exons. The coding region runs from base 44 to 724 and encodes 226 amino acids. The record is from RefSeq and is a predicted model, not a curated record. NCBI's taxonomy places the organism in Eukaryota, Metazoa, Arthropoda, Insecta, Lepidoptera, Nymphalidae.